Molecule: messenger RNA, 589 nt
Organism: Rubroshorea leprosula
Lineage: Eukaryota; Viridiplantae; Streptophyta; Magnoliopsida; Malvales; Dipterocarpaceae
Source: the annotation of a GenBank genome assembly
AUUAGGAGAAAAAAAAUGAAAAAGGCUGAGUGGAUGUCAACGUCUUGGUUUGCGAUUAUCCUGAGUAUGCCAAGAAGUUUGCUGAAGAAACAUGGGCGAAGAACAAAGAUGAAUAAGCAAGCAUUUGAAGAGGCAGAGAAGAAAAAAGAAGAGGAGGAAAUUGGAAAGUUGCUUUUUCAAAAGCCAAUUAUUAGUCCUGUAAAUGCUGUCCAUUACUCCUGCUAUUUUCAAGAAUCUAAGGAUGCAGUCGAUUCUGAUUCAACUCAUUCCCCAGGUUGUGAGAAUAGAGACGAUGCCGAUAAUGCUGAAGAAGAUUCUAUUCUGAAACCAAAUCAGACGGAAGUGAAGAGACCAAGGAAGAUGUACAUGCAUGAUGAGCUUUGAGGCAAAAGCACCGUGAUGUUUUGCUGACAAUAUGGGUCCAGAGAUAGUAAGGCAAUUAAGCUCCCCAAAAUUUUUCCAUGAUCUUUUUUUAUCUUCAGCUGUAGGAUUUCUGUUUUAGUGGAGAACAAAAUUGAAGGAAGCAAUUUAAAUUGUAUGAGCCUUUAGAGCGAAGGUCACAUUCAGAUUAUAAAAUAGUUUGGACAUU